CUCUUCGAGUCAGGGAGGUUGAGUUUUCUGCAGAAACAAAACAAAAACAAAAGAGAAGAGGAGAGGAGAGAGAGAGAAGAAUGGGGAUCAGAUUCAUAUUGAUGGUGAACAAACAAGGGCAGACCCGUCUUGCCCAAUACUACGAAUAUCUCACCCUCGAAGAAAGGCGAGCUCUUGAAGCUGAAAUCGUCCGCAAAUGCCUCGCCCGCAACGAGCAACAGUGUUCAUUUGUCGAGCACCGGAAUUACAAAAUUGUUUACAGGCGCUAUGCUUCACUGUUUUUCCUGGUUGGAGUAGACAAUGAUGAAAAUGAGCUUGCAAUUUUGGAAUUCAUACAUCUGUUAGUUGAAACCAUGGACCGCCAUUUUGGCAAUGUGUGUGAACUAGACAUCAUGUUCCAUUUGGAGAAAGCGCAUUUCAUGUUGGAGGAAAUGGUCAUGAAUGGGUGUAUCGUCGAGACAAGCAAGACUAACAUCCUGGCACCGAUACAGCUGAUGGACAAGACCUAUUGAAAAGAUGCCAAAUUAAGUGCUAGACUGCCUAGGGUUGUAUCGAGCUUCUUGGCGGCCAGGCUUACAUUCACUCAUGUUCCCUGUUCUGUUGUACAAUAACUGGAAAGAGAAUUGAAGUCGGUCAUAAAGUAUGGUGGUUUAUUUUAUCGCAUGACAGCAUUUUGGUUUGUACUAGGGGACUCUUAUCAUAGCAGUCAUGCAUGAAUCUACAGCCUUGUAUUUUGCGCACACUUA
This is a messenger RNA of Rosa rugosa (rugosa rose), 746 nucleotides long. Its product is annotated as AP-4 complex subunit sigma. Lineage: Eukaryota; Viridiplantae; Streptophyta; Magnoliopsida; Rosales; Rosaceae. Gene Ontology annotation, biological process: protein transport; vesicle-mediated transport. The record is from RefSeq and is a predicted model, not a curated record. Bases 81 to 512 code for a protein of 143 amino acids. Gene Ontology annotation, cellular component: intracellular membrane-bounded organelle. The transcript has 4 exons.